GCAGAGCUCUCAGAGAGAGAGAGAGAGAGAGAGAGAGAGGGGGGGAAAGGAGAAGAAAGGGAGAAAAAAAUUGAGAGAAAUUUGAUGAAAGACGGCUUAGGAGAGGGAAGAGAGAAGGAUCGAGGUAUCUAAUGGCGGUGUUGGGAUUCGUUUCGGUGCGUUGAGUUCCAAAGAUUCCAUUAUUAUUUAUCGCCGCCCCUCGGAAAAGGGGUGGACCUUCGCUCUCGUCCCAUUGGCCAGAAGGGAAGAGCGCAGAGGGAAAGGAUCGAAAGGGUCCGAAUCUUGCUAGGAGGGUUUUCGUUCUCCGUGCCUCGGAGGACGAAGAAGAACGUGGCAGAACCAGGAGAGUCUCUGAAAGCGGGGGGAGGGUGCUGGAAUCGUUGCAUGGUUGAUAUCUUUGAUUUUGGAUGCUGUGGAGCUUCCUAGGUUGUCAAAGAAUGGUUGCCUAAGAAGUUAUCCCUAAAUAUUCAUUGAAUUCGUGGUUUUUCUGAGAGAAUUCUGUUUCGAUCAGGAUUUUUGGUCUGCUAAAAGAUUUUUGAGGUUGUCUAGUAGUGAAAAUAGGAAGCUUAAGGGCGCAGACUGUUCCAAAAAGGAAAGGAGCAGCAAUUGGUUGAGGUUUCUUAGGGCAAAACAUAGUGUAAUCUGGAUAGUGCGACGUAACUUAGUGGUUUUAGGAUAUAAAUGGCAACUGAUUCAAAUAUGGGCUUUCGUCAAGGGACCAUUCCGUCCUCCUUUUGCGAUCGACUCAUGCUCUCUUUCCAGUCAGGGGCAAGAAAUAGUACCACUGAGAUGAUUUCUGGGGGCAUGAGCAGUUCAGGCAUGAACAGCAGCACAUGUGAGAUGUUCCUCUCUGGUAACCCCAGCAUGAUUAACAAUAUACCCGCAAUAAGUGCAGCUGGGAGCUCUUCAAGCAAUGUUCAUCAUGAUCAUGUGCACAGGUUCAAGCCUGGUACUGUGUCAGGGUCAGAUUGGUCUGCUCAAGAAGCGGUUAAGUUGAAUGAAGGUCUUACCAAAUAUGCUCAUGAACCAAAUUUUAUGAAGUAUAUAAAGAUAGCAGCUAUGCUUCCAGAGAAGACUAUAAGGGAUGUUGCAUUGAGGUGCCGUUGGAUGAGUAAUAAGCAAAAUGGUAAACGGCGGAAUCUUGAAGAACAUUACGCAGGAAAGAAAAUAAAAGACACUAAGGAAAAAAUGGUGGCGUCUUCCUCAACAGCAAAAGUUCAUAUGGUUCCAUCAGACAACAUGCCCCCCUAUUCGCUGAUGAUGCAUCAUAAUGUGAACCACUUUGAUCAUUUUUCCCAUGAAGGCCCUGCUUUAGAUGGUGCAAUUCGACAUCUUCUGGAUGAAAAUGUUCAAAUGUUAUGCCAGAUUUCAGCAAAUCUUUCAACAUUCAAGAUACAGGAGAACAUCGAGUUAUUUCUCCACACAAGAAACAACUUCACAUCUAUUUUGCGUAGAAUGAGCGAGUUGCCUCCAACAAUGAAUCAGGUUCCUGGGAUAAUGAGUCCAUUGCCUCAUUUGCCAGUGUUGGUCAAUGAGGAACUCCUCAAAUCUGUUGUCUCUUUUAAUGAGAAGGAUGUUACUUAUGGUGCACCAAGUGGCGUGAAUCCCUAGCGAGAGCCUUCUGUAAAUGCAGCAAAGUGGUGGGAGCUUACUCUAUUAUGUAAAAAUAUCUUCCAAGAGGAAGAAUUCCAUUCCAAAAUGAAGAAAUACAUCAUACCAACCCAAGCACCAGGUAAUAAAAGGCUCUCUUCUUGAGUGUAACCUGACUUCGUACGUAUGGUUUCUGGUACGAAGCCUGUAUGUCCAUCCUUCAAAAAGGGAGAGGAACCUUCAAAUGAAUUUUUUGGUGCUUGCAUGUUAUCAAUUCAUUUACUUUGCCAUCACAUUCUUCUCCAGGAUUGCUCAUGGGAUUGGAAAAGUGCUAUUUUAGAAUCCAAUUAUUCUCCAUGCUGUAUUAAUCAGAAUAAAUAUGAAAUUGUGAUAAAAAAAAUUAGUCAGCUAUAAA
This is a messenger RNA of Phoenix dactylifera (date palm), 2005 nucleotides long. RefSeq lists its product as uncharacterized. Lineage: Eukaryota; Viridiplantae; Streptophyta; Magnoliopsida; Arecales; Arecaceae. The record is from RefSeq and is a predicted model, not a curated record.